AUGCAAUUCUGUAGUGAACUAUUUAACUGGAGUUUGACAUUUAUGAGGCGCAUUGGCUACUUUGAUCAGCAUCGUCUCGCGUUGCUUUACCUCAUAUCGCCGAUAUUUUUAUGUCUCACGGCGUAUUAUCGCACUUACGUCAUUCGGAAUGAUUUCGAUGAAGUUAUUGUUAAUUUAUUUAAAAUAUCUGGAGCCACUACAACAACAGUUCGCGCCUUUAUUGUGAUGUAUAAGGCAAAGAAGUUCUUGAGCUUUUUCGAAAGUAUUGAUAAUUGGUACCAGGAUCUGCAGCGCGAGGAUGAUGACAUAACAUUGAAGAAAGCACACGAAUUUACUAAAAAGAUCAAAAAGACUUCGAGAACAGUAUUAAUCCUCGCGGGUAUUACACUAUUUUACGUUAUCUUCAUACAGUUGUUAGCAACGGCUGGUGUUGGAUAUAAAAAACUACUCGUUGAUGUCGCGUUCCCGGGUGUCGAUUUGUAUGAAAGUCCUUUAUGGGAGAUGGUGUCCAUUCUGCAAAGCUUAUGGAUUGCGCCUAUUGUACUCUUUUCAUACGUUUCAUAUUUAUGUUUGACUUUAAUAGCCAUUGCGUUUGGCAUAUUCUUGAUGAGAAAUCUGCAGAGCAAACUGGAAGGUAUGAACGAAAUGACCGACGAGGAAGCAUUGAAAUGUAUUAAGAAAUGCGUUAAGGAUCAUGUUAUGAUUAUAAAGUAUCACAGAGAUUUGGAAGUAUUAUUUUCGGUUGGAAGCUUUGCCGAUGUUUGUACUUUCGCUAUAAUACCUUGUGUCAUAAUUGUUAUUUCAACAAUGGACCAUGAUAUGUCACUGUUGAUUGCAGACAUUCAGCUGUCUCUUAUGGUCAUGAUUUCGACCUUCAUUAUCUUCUGGGUGGCCAAUAAUUUCUGCUACGAGAGUAAAAUUAUAGCUAACGCGGCCUAUAACUGCAAUUGGGAAAACCGUAACAAGGAAUUUCGUAAAUACAUUCCACUAAUUAUCAUGGCUAGUCAGAGGCCACUGCAGCUCACUGCUGGUGGUUUAAAGCCGAUUAAUAUGGAGUUUUUCCUAACAAUGGUGCGCUGCACUUAUUCGCUCUUCACCGUUCUAUUUACAAUGAAGACCGAAGCCGAUUCUUAAAAUUGUACGCCCAAAAGUUAUAAUUUCAAAAAUAUAAGAAAUCUAAUAAAUGGAGUCGAGUUCAUGCUAGUACUUAGAUUAACAAUAUUCUUUAGAUGUUCAUGUAGUUGUGUUAAUAAAAUAUC
Molecule: messenger RNA, 1259 nt
Organism: Bactrocera tryoni
Lineage: Eukaryota; Metazoa; Arthropoda; Insecta; Diptera; Tephritidae
Product: odorant receptor 30a-like
Exons: 7
Coding region: 1-1134 (377 amino acids)
Biological process (GO): sensory perception of smell; detection of chemical stimulus involved in sensory perception of smell
Cellular component (GO): plasma membrane
Molecular function (GO): olfactory receptor activity; odorant binding
Source: RefSeq, a predicted model, not a curated record